AUGCUCCAACAUGACCUCCCCGCCGCCCCUCGCAAUACCCACCACCCCUGCGCCCCUCCUUGGCCUCCCCACCUCGGCGAACCGUCCUCUGCGCCCUCCGAUCCUGGCCGCAGCAACACUGGCAGCAUGCAUGUUGUCCUCGCGCGCUGGCCCGAGCGCUUUUUCGCAAACACCCUGUUGGGCGUAUAG
This is a messenger RNA of Heterobasidion irregulare TC 32-1, 189 nucleotides long. RefSeq lists its product as uncharacterized. The transcript is spliced from 2 exons. NCBI's taxonomy places the organism in Eukaryota, Fungi, Basidiomycota, Agaricomycetes, Russulales, Bondarzewiaceae. The record is from RefSeq and is a predicted model, not a curated record. The coding region runs from base 1 to 189 and encodes 62 amino acids.